Molecule: messenger RNA, 726 nt
Organism: Chenopodium quinoa (quinoa)
Lineage: Eukaryota; Viridiplantae; Streptophyta; Magnoliopsida; Caryophyllales; Amaranthaceae
Exons: 1
Coding region: 1-726 (241 amino acids)
Source: RefSeq, a predicted model, not a curated record
AUGUCUCUAAGGCAACGAAUUAAGAAAGGGAGUAAGUCCAAAGUCAGCUCUGUCAUCAAAAGGCUAACCAAAAUAACCGAAAACAUAGUCGGUAUUGUCUCAAACCAGGGAAAAGCCCAUAAUGACCUUGAUGCUUUUGGGGAAGUUUUUAAAAGAAUAGCUGCGGUCAAACCACCCACUUACCUUGGCAAAGUAGACCCAGCGAGCUUAGAAAAUUGGGUGAGAGAAUUUGAUAAACUUUUUGAUGCUAUUAAUUGCCCCGAGGAAUUAAAAGUCAAUAAUGUUGUUUAUUACCUUAGAGAGGAAGCCGAUUUGUGGAGUCAAAGGAGAGAUGAAUUGUUGAGUAAUCCUAACUUUGGGUGGGCUCAAUUAAAGGAAGCUUUGAGAGAGAAGUUUUACCCUUCCUAUUUGAGGAAGCAGAAGUGCAUGGAGUUUACGAACCUUAGAAUGGGGAACAUGACGAUUAAUGAGUAUUAUAGCAAGUUCAUUGAGUUAAUGAGAUUUGCACCUGAGGUAGUGCCAACUGAAGCACUUAAGGCACAGAGGUUUGAACAAGGUUUGACUUUGACCCUUCAAGGAAAACUAGGAGGAGUGACCUUUGAAACUUUAGAUGAGGUUUAUGGGAGAGCAGCGCACCUUUAUAGGAUCAAGGGGAGAGAGCUAGAGGGAAACUUUUCUAGGGAAAAGAGGAAGCCUAGUGGGACUUUCAAUGAGAGUGAGAAGUAA